Molecule: messenger RNA, 3583 nt
Organism: Ochotona princeps (American pika)
Lineage: Eukaryota; Metazoa; Chordata; Mammalia; Lagomorpha; Ochotonidae
Gene: EHD3
Product: EH domain containing 3
Exons: 6
Coding region: 444-2051 (535 amino acids)
Biological process (GO): endocytosis; endosomal transport
Cellular component (GO): plasma membrane; cytoplasm
Molecular function (GO): protein binding; calcium ion binding; GTP binding
Source: RefSeq, a predicted model, not a curated record
AGAGCGCUGCCCUCAGACAUGGCGGCGCCCUACUCGGCUUCUCCUCACCAGGACCGCACGGCCAGCCAGGCCUUGCCAGGACUCGGGAACUUCCUUUACUCGCCGGCUUCCUGCACGGCUGGCAUUUAAACGGCGCCAGGGGGGCCGUGGGUUGCCGCUGAGGAGCUGUCCGAGCAUCCCUUAAGUCAGCCGUGCUUGUGCGCGCGUGGCGACGCAGAACUCCGGCCUCUGGAGGUUUCCUUGCGUUUAUUUCCAAGACCGCCACGCUCCGGCUCCAGCCCCGCGAAAGAGCCUGCGAGCCGGCCUGCGCCGCUGCUGGAUGAAGCAGAGAGCGAGCGGCGCGCCGGCCAUGGUGCGGCUGAGCCCCGCGCCUUCCUCGUGAGCUGCCCCUUCCCUUCCCCCCGAGAGCCUGCGCCUGGGCGGCGGGGCGCGCGGCCGUAGCGAUGUUCAGCUGGCUGGGGAGUGAUGAUCGCCGGAGGAAGGACCCCGAGGUCUUCCAGACUGUGGGCGAGGGGCUGAAGAAACUCUACAAGAGCAAGCUGCUGCCCUUGGAAGAGCAUUACCGUUUCCACGAGUUCCAUUCGCCCGCCCUGGAGGAUGCCGAUUUUGACAACAAGCCCAUGGUUCUGCUGGUUGGCCAGUACUCCACCGGGAAGACCACCUUCAUCAGGUACCUGCUGGAACAGGACUUCCCAGGCAUGAGAAUCGGACCCGAGCCUACCACCGAUUCCUUCAUUGCGGUAAUGCAGGGAGACGUGGAGGGAAUAAUUCCUGGAAAUGCCCUCGUGGUGGAUCCCAAGAAACCCUUCAGGAAGCUCAACGCCUUUGGCAACGCCUUCUUGAACAGGUUUGUGUGUGCCCAGCUGCCCAACCCCGUGCUGGAGAGCAUCAGCGUCAUCGACACGCCGGGAAUCCUGUCUGGGGAGAAGCAGAGGAUCAGCCGAGGCUAUGACUUCGCAGCUGUCCUCGAGUGGUUCGCUGAGCGGGUAGACCGCAUCAUUCUGCUCUUCGACGCCCACAAGCUGGACAUCUCAGAUGAGUUCUCGGAGGUCAUCAAGGCCCUCAAGAACCAUGAGGACAAGAUGCGGGUGGUGCUCAACAAGGCUGACCAGAUCGAGACGCAGCAGCUGAUGCGCGUCUACGGGGCCCUCAUGUGGUCCCUGGGCAAGAUCGUGAACACGCCCGAAGUGAUCCGAGUCUACAUCGGCUCCUUCUGGUCCCACCCGCUGCUCAUCCCUGACAACCGAAAGCUCUUUGAGGCUGAGGAGCAGGACCUGUUCAAGGACAUCCAGAGUCUGCCACGAAAUGCUGCCCUGCGCAAGCUCAACGACCUCAUCAAGAGAGCCAGACUGGCCAAGGUGCACGCCUACAUCAUCAGCUCCCUGAAGAAGGAGAUGCCCUCAGUGUUUGGGAAGGACAACAAGAAGAAGGAGCUGGUGAACAACCUAGCUGAGAUCUAUGGGCGCAUCGAACGAGAGCACCAGAUCUCACCUGGGGACUUCCCCAACCUGAAGCGGAUGCAGGACCAGCUCCAGGCCCAGGAUUUUAGUAAAUUCCAGCCACUGAAGAGCAAGCUGCUGGAAGUGGUGGAUGACAUGCUGGCGCACGACAUUGCUCAGCUCAUGGUGCUGGUGCGCCAGGAGGAGACCCAGCGGCCCGUCCAGAUGGUGAAAGGCGGAGCGUUUGAGGGCACCCUGCAAGGCCCCUUCGGGCAUGGCUAUGGGGAAGGAGCCGGGGAGGGCAUCGAUGACGCCGAGUGGGUGGUGGCCAGGGACAAGCCCAUGUAUGAUGAGAUUUUCUUCACGCUGUCCCCAGUGGACGGCAAGAUCACGGGCGCGAAUGCCAAGAAGGAGAUGGUGCGCUCCAAGCUGCCCAACAGUGUGCUGGGCAAAAUCUGGAAGCUAGCCGACAUCGACAAGGACGGCAUGCUGGAUGAUGAGGAGUUUGCCCUGGCCAACCACCUCAUCAAGGUCAAGCUGGAGGGCCACGAGCUGCCCAAUGAGCUGCCCGCCCACCUCCUGCCCCCUUCCAAGAGGAAAGUCACUGACUGAUGGGAUGAGGUAGGGUGGGAAGUACUUGUCAGGUGGGGCAUUAGAGUGGGAUGAGAGUGAUGACUGCACACACACGCACACACACACACACAGGGGUAGGCCAGUCCUGGGAUUGCCUCUGUGGCUGCCCCACACCUCCAGGCUGACCUUUGUUUGCACAGAGCUCCAGGUUCCUGGAGUUCUAGAAGGAAGUUGCACUCCUGGUCCCUAUGUCCCUACAUCUUCUUUGAGACCCAGUGUAAAUCACUUGCCACAGAGCUGGCCCACCCAUCCCCACACACUCCACUCCCUCUGGUGCCUACACACUUUGGUUCUGGGCAGAUGGAGAAGAUUUCAUUUAAUAAGCAAUUUGCUUUUCUUCUGUGCUUUUAUUUUUCCCUCUUUGAUUUCCUAUUAAGAAAUGUUCUCAGGGGCUAGGAGGUAUGAGGUCAGAGAAUGGUUUACAGCUGGGAGAGGAAGCAUGGGUGGUGGGAAGAAAGGUUGUCUCUUCCAGGACACCGGGUUCCAUCCUACUCUUUUCCAAGAGAAUAUUCUCCUCCUCAGCCAACCUGACUUUGAACUUCAAAGAAUCCCAGAAGAGGAGAGAUGAUGGUGGUAGGAAAGAGCGAGGGAGCUGUGCUGCAGCAUUUUGUUUAGAACCAGCUCCAUGGCCUGGAGCUGAGCUGUGAGAUGCUUGCCCUUGACCCCCCAGUAAUGCUCCAGCUGUGUGCAUUACUCUGUAUGGUCUUCACUGAUGCCCCAGCUCGCUGUGCAUUCUCACCUGCUCCCUCUGUGACUCAGAAGAGCCCAGCUGACCUUCCCACUUCCCAGAGGUCGUGGGCUGCAGAGGACAUGCAUAGCCAGGGCCUUAGAAUUCAGACUCCCCUCACUCACAUACACACACACUGCGAUAUGUAUGGGAUCCCAGCAUUGUUACUCCCUGAUAAAGCCAGGAGCACAGAUUCAACCCGCAGGACCCCUUCACAGCCUCUCACAUAGCAGGCUGGCAAGGGUGGAGGCAGAAGGCCUUGCCAGCGUUUGGUGGGCCAUCAGUCUGGCCAUCUGUCACCUCCCAAGAAUACCGUGCCUUCUGGCUGUGCUCCCCAUGUUCCUGCCACAACACAGGGCCAGCAGCACCAACAGGAGUGUAGGCAGCCUGCUGAAGGCUGUUCGGAUCUGUCCCUGCCUGGCUUCCCACCCCAGCCACCUGCAUCUCUCCAGCUGCAACACAGCCACUGCUCCUGUAUCAGGUGGGACCACGUGCUGACUCCCAAAAGGGUGACUUGAGAGGUGUGUCCCCAGGGACUCUGUGGAUUCCCACUACACUCAGUGCCCUAAGCCCUCUCUGCAAUCCUCCCCACCCCGGGCUUGCUCCACAGUCACUUGUCUACUCACUUCAUAUGCUAUGCUGCUCCUGGGAUGGAAAACAAAGCAAGGAUAACUUAUUUUGUAUCUAUGUUCUGACUAGAGAGAAUACUCUAUGUAUCUGAUGUGCUUACUACUGCAGUGCAUUGUCAUCAACCCUCAUGUUAAUAUAGCACACUUCUUUGGUA